Molecule: messenger RNA, 982 nt
Organism: Brassica rapa (field mustard)
Lineage: Eukaryota; Viridiplantae; Streptophyta; Magnoliopsida; Brassicales; Brassicaceae
Product: universal stress protein YxiE
Source: RefSeq, a predicted model, not a curated record
UAAACCAAUAUGAUACAAUGAAUAUUCAAAAGCGAGCUUCCUCCACUAUGAAUUAACAAUUGUCUACGUCAGUAAUAAGACACGUCUCCAUCACAAAAUGAGAUGUGUCCAUCCAUAAAUCCAUCAUAAACAUAUGUCAACGCACUUCACCUUCCACCUAAGCAGUAUUCACACUAGCAUCACGUGACACACACGGCACAACAUUUUAUACAAAUCAAAGUGUAGCCGAAUAGUAGCAAUUCUGAAAACGUAAGGACAAAAAAUGGAAGAGACUUACGUUGAUGCGGUUGGUGUGGACACGACAACGACGGAGACGACGGCGAGCUCGAAGAACAAAAAGAAGUUGAAGGUAAUGGUUGCGAUAGAUGAAAGCAAGAAUAGCUUCUAUGCGUUGGAAUGGGCAGUGGAACAUCUCAAAGAUGUUAUGAGUGCCGAACCGGAAACCGAUCAAGAAGGCGGUUUGCUUACGUUGGUUCAUGUUAAUCCUUCUGCUUCGGCGACAGAUUCAGUUCCUGAAUUAAUGAAGAAAGCAGGAGUGCAGAGCACCAACUUGUUCACACCGGCGUUGGAGUUGUGUCGUGCCAAAAUGGUCGGUGAUCUCAGAACAUGUGUGAAGACUGAAACGAUGAUACUGGAAGGAGAUCCAAAGGAGAUGAUCUGCCAAGCGGUCGAGCAAAAUCACGUGGAUCUUCUUGUUGUUGGUAGCCGUGGACUCGGCAUGAUCAAAAGGGCCUUUCUAGGGAGUGUGAGUGAUUACUGUGUUCAACAUGCGCAAUGCCCUGUUCUCAUUGUGAGACCACCUAAAGAAACCUCGACUAGUAAGUAGUAGUACAAUACCAAUGAACGUACGAGCAAGUGAGGAAACCACCAUAUCUGUGACUAGUUACUUUUUUUUCUUUUGUGGGAAUGUGACGACUAUUUUCUAUUUUAUCCAGUUUGUAUGAACAAAAAUAAAAAAGCGUCAGGUACACAUUCCUUUUCA